Molecule: messenger RNA, 2498 nt
Organism: Brassica rapa (field mustard)
Lineage: Eukaryota; Viridiplantae; Streptophyta; Magnoliopsida; Brassicales; Brassicaceae
Product: beta-glucosidase 47
Biological process (GO): carbohydrate metabolic process
Molecular function (GO): beta-glucosidase activity
Source: RefSeq, a predicted model, not a curated record
CCCACAUCGGAAAUAUAAGAAAUAAUCUACUACUAUAUAAAGGGUUAGGGCCAAUCCACUAAUUGCCAAUUGGUUUUGAGUUGGAAGCCCAUAAUAAACCCGAAUCUAACAUGGUAUCAAAGCGAUAAGAUCCUUUGACCUAAUUUACUACAAUUACUACUACUAUACUGAUGUUGGGCCCUGAUGUUGGGCCCUCUGUGGAUGUUAUUCCCACAUUGUCCACGCUUCAGACCUAGAUGUCUGAGCGUGAGGGAGUGUAUUGAUGAGAAACAUCCCACAUCGGAAAUAUAAGAAAUAAUCUACUACUAUAUAAAGGGUUAGGACCAAUCCACUAAUUGCCAAUUGGUUUUGAGUUGGAAGCCCAUAAUAAACCCGAAUCUAACACAAUACAAUUCAUAAUUUGGGCUGUCGUUUUGUCGAAGACGAUAAUGCUACAAUGAUAUGUCCAGUACUGUGUGAUAUACAUACGUGCCUUGUUGCCACUAGUAAUUUAAAAAAAUAUCGUCGUCGGUCCUGGAAGUCUCAAGUCAUUUUCUUUAGAAGUGACCCAUGAUAUAAAUUAAUAGAUCAAUCAUCCCCAAACAAAAAAAAAACAUAUAGAUUCGGCUGGUCCAUCCAAAUCCUGUAUACUAUUGCCAGUUUUCAUCUGUCAGAAUUAUAAAAUUUUCAAAUCAAGUAGCUCUGAAUUGGUGAAAUAUCAUUAUCAAACAGAAAUGGAACAACCCACUACUAGUUUUCAUUCUCUAUAUAACCUCUACUCUUUAAAUAACGUCAAUACAGCAAGUGAACCUCCCAAAAAAUAUAGUUUCAAUGAAAACAAAACCAUCAAUGUAUCUUUCUCUCAUAUCAUUCUUGUUCCUCUGCUUCAACAUCAUAACCUUGGCUUCAUCAUCAUCAACAUGGUAUGAUAAUCAUAUCUCACCGAGAGAGGUUAGCCAAGAAGAAAAUUUCAAUUUCGGAAACGACUUCCUCUUUGGCACUGCUUCUUCUGCUUACCAGUAUGAGGGAGCUUACUUAACUGACGGUAAAGCCCUAAGCAAUUGGGACGUUUUCACAAGCAUCUCUGGAAAAAUCGCAGAUGGAAGCCACGGCAAAGUCUCUGUCGAUCAUUACCAUCGAUAUCCGGGAGACUUGGAUCUGAAGAAAGAUCUUGGAGUUAAUAGCUAUCGAUUUUCUUUAUCGUGGGCUCGGAUUCUUCCAAAGGGAAGAUUUGGAGAUGUGAACAUGGAAGGUAUUAAUCAUUACAACAGAAUGAUCAAUGCUAUUCUCAAAAGAGGGAUGGAGCCAUUUGUCACGUUGACACAUUAUGACAUGCCUCAAGAACUCGAAUGUAGAUAUGGAAGUUGGCUAAACCCGCAAAUCCGGGAAGAUUUCGAACAUUACGCAGAGAUAUGCUUCCGACACUUUGGGAAUAGAGUUAAGUUCUGGACUACGUUUAACGAACCGAACGUUCAAGUGAUUUUGGGUUAUCGUAAAGGGACUUACCCGCCAUCACGUUGUUCCAAAACUUUCGCAAACUGCACACGUGGCGGUUCCGACAUAGAGCCACUUGUCGCUGCUCAUAAUAUCAUCCGCUCACAUUUUGCCGCGGUCAGCUUAUACCGGGAAAGAUUUCAGGAACAAGGAGGAAAGAUCGGUAUUGUUAUGAACGCGAUCUGGUUUGAACCGGUUAGUGACUCUUUAGCAGAUAGUUUAGCUGCUGAGAGAGCUCAAGCUUUCUACUUGACUUGGUUCUUAGACCCGAUUGUGUUUGGAAGAUAUCCAAGAGAAAUGCAAGAAAUUCUUGGACAAGAUCUUCCGAAGUUUACGAGGGAUGAUCUUAAAAGCUCAAAGAAUGGAUUAGACUUCAUUGGGAUUAAUCAGUACACAAGCAGAUACGCUAAAGAUUGUCUGCACUCAGUAUGUGAACCGGGCAAAGGAGGUUCCAGAGCUGAAGGUUUCGUCCAUUCAAACGCUCUUAAAGACGGUUUAGCUUUAGGAGAACCGACCGGAGUAAACUGGUUUAAUGUUUAUCCUCAAGGAAUGGAAGAGAUGUUGAUGUAUGCAACAGAGCAAUACAAAAACAUUCCAUUGUAUGUAACAGAAAAUGGUUUUGGUGAGAACAGUACGGGAGUAUUGUUAAACGAUUACCGGAGAGUGAAGUUUAUGAGCAACUACUUAGAUGCACUCAAAAGGGCCAUGAGGAAAGGAGCAGACGUAGGAGGAUACUUUACAUGGUCUUUACUCGACAACUUUGAGUGGAUAUCAGGUUAUACCGUAAGGUUUGGUAUGUACCACGUCGAUUUCAACACUCUAGAGAGAACCCCAAGACUAUCAGCUUCUUGGUACAAGAACUUCAUUUCCAAGCACAUGAGCUCUCAAUCUAAAGAUGAUGCAUGAAACAAAAGGAAGACCCAUGUUGUUUGUAUCUCUUGUUUGAUUUCUUCAACAAAGCAUAUAAAAAUAUCAUAACAAGUUCCAAUAAUAAACAAAAGACAUUUUCAUUGCUUAUAACAAAA